AUGAGAAAUCCGCCCUCGCUCCUCUCACUCGCGAUUGACUCUGCCCUCAUUAACUUCUCUCGCAUCUCAGAUCUGUCCUUCGUCCCCGAUCACAUUCUUCUCGAGCUCUUCCUGAGAACGUUAAAAGCUGGAAAACUGAACGAGAAGAUUCUGAAGUUAUUUCUAGCCACUGGCAAAGAAGAAAUUCUUUCUGUAAUUGAAUCGCUCAAUAUUCGACGUAACCUGGUUCCCGUCCUUCCCACCCGAUGCUCGGAAAAACGUUGA
Striga hermonthica is the source of this 264-nucleotide messenger RNA. The record is from the annotation of a GenBank genome assembly. NCBI's taxonomy places the organism in Eukaryota, Viridiplantae, Streptophyta, Magnoliopsida, Lamiales, Orobanchaceae.